This is a messenger RNA of Maudiozyma saulgeensis, 2013 nucleotides long. The record is from the annotation of a GenBank genome assembly. Lineage: Eukaryota; Fungi; Ascomycota; Saccharomycetes; Saccharomycetales; Saccharomycetaceae.
AUGUAUUGGGGUUAUUCGAAUAAGACUAAUUUAUUCGGUUCAACCGAUUCCUCUCACAAACUUGAAGUUGACAUAACUUCUGAAAGGACUCCAAUUAAUGUUGUUAUUAAAUUAAUACCACAGAGAAAUGAAAAUAAAGGUAGGCUCCCUAUGUUUUGUAAACCUGGAGAUAAUUCGAUCCUAUUAGAUACAGAUAAACCAGAAUAUUCAUCAUUUGAUAAUGUCUUCACUUCUACAGCAACCGCAGAUGACAUGUAUAAUUAUUUUCAUUCAGAUCUGAAUUAUACUCAAGAUGUACUAAAUGCUUAUAAUUUGACAUUAAUUACAUAUGGUCAAUCUUUUACUGGAAAGACUUCUGCAUUAUGGGGAAUCCCUGAUAAAGAUAUUGUAGCAGAUGGUCUUGUUCAGAAAUUUUCUAAGGAACUAUUUGAAAAGAUUGAUAUUGAAAGAAAAGAACAUGGUACAAAAUCAGUUGUAAAUUUGAAAGUGUUUGAAGUUAAUAUGGAAAAGAUACAUGAUAUGUUAAUACCAGAUGGAAUGAAAAAAUCGCUAAAACUACAUCAUGAAGCAAACAAAGUAGAAUAUUCAGUGAAAGAUUUAUCAAACUGUGUCGUCAGCUCCACUGAAGAUAUAAUAUUAGAAAUGAGUAAUGUUGCAAAAAGGCGAAAUGUAAACUCUAAUAAAUCUACACGUUCAAAGACACACCUAUUUGUCAAAAUUCUUGUAGAACAAAGAAAUAUAAUAGACGAAACCUUGAAGACAGGUAGUCUUCUUUUUAUCGAUUUAUGUGGUUCAAAUCUCUUGAAUAAAGAUGUGGACAAAAGUUUUUCAUCAGAUGAGAUAAGAAAAUUGAAUACAGAGUUAAAAGCAAUGAAUAACGUUAUAAACACCCUCUCGGACCACCAAACUAAACACCCCGAUGAUAAACGAGAACAUUCUAUUCCUUACAAGGAAUCUAAUUUGACCAAAUUAUUACUAAACCCGUUAACGGGAAAUUCAAUAACGACGUUCCUUAUUUGUUGUUCAACUGAUAAAGAUGACGAGGUUAACUCUCUAAAUUCGUUACGGAUCGGUUCCACUAUAAAGACUAUAAACACAUCAAUCCAUGCAAAUAUUGUUGGGCUACACCAGAAAAAGAAGAUGGAUUUAUUAUAUGAAAAUACAAAGAAAAAAGAGGAUAAUUACUUGAAAAGAAUACAACAAUUAGAAUUAGAGCGGGAUGCUCUUCGUAAGAACGUUUGCAACUCCGUAGAGAACACAUCCACUUCCUCUAUGUUUCAAAAAUUACAAAAGUCUGAAGCUGAGAAUAAAGCACUCAUAGAACAAUUGGAAUUAUUAAAGGGUAUUUUAAGCGGUCAAUCAAAGGAGACAUUGAAAAGUUCACCCCAACCUAAUGGUAAUAUAAUGGAUAUUACAAAAUCUUUGAUCGAGAAAUCAAGCAAAGUCGCAGAAUUACAGGCGUCAAUAGAAGAAAUGAACCACUUAAAUUACAAAUUGAAAGCAAAAAUUAAGGACAUGGGAGGAAAGGACUCAAACCUUGAAAAUAUGAAUACUAAACUUGUGCUACAAAUAAAAGAACAUGAAUGUCUGAUACAAAAGUUACUUACCGCUAACGCUGCAAUGGAGAGUGAACUUGACCAUUUUAAAGAAAUCAACAAAGUUAGAAUCGAUAAAGUAAAGAUUCUGGAAGAUAGAAUUUCCAAAUCCAACAUCCAUAAUGGUGCAUAUGAUAGCAGUGCUGAAACACCGAGACAAGGUUCCGUCAGUUCAUCGUCGGGACAUACGAUAAUUCCAAUUGAUGAAGGCAAAGAGAUUGGUGCAUCGCCAUGGGGUUUAAAAAAUCCUGUUAACAAUGGUUGGGGUAAUAGACAAGCAUCCGUUGGCAGUAUUGGUAUUUCAACCUCCGAAGAAACCUUUGUUCCACGUCCUCUUAAGAAGGGUCUAAAAUUAAACUCAGUACGGGUAGUGUCGGGACCUGCAACAACUCCACACAUGACGAACGGUAAGAUUUAG